CGAAAAGAGGUCCAUGCAAUCAGGCCAUAAUUACAGCUACACAAUUCAUUUGACCAUAAAAAGUUUAACUUUAGAAAGACAUUAAUAAGGUCGUCGUGUUCGUUAUAGAUGUAAUGUUAUGGCUGGAGGCAAAUCAGUUUUUUUAUUUAGCCAUCGAGUUAUCAAACAUGUGAGGAAAAUAGCCGACUUGCAGUACGGCAUUCCUCGGCAGCCAAGAGCCAAGUCUCGGUCCGCGCUCGGACCGCCAGUCAGUUCGAAAGUAGACACACGGUCGUGUAGACGCCUCCGCGUAACAAACGCACACGCGCGCUUCGUAAAGGUGGAAUUCUAAAUUCAAAUCUGACAUACCGUUGUUUUAACUUUUUAUUUCUAAAAAAGUGACCAGUGCUGUGUUUUGAAUUUUAUUAAUUGGAUUUAAAUCGGCCUGUACAUCGGACACCUGAAUUGGAUACCGAUUGCUGUAUCGAUACUUCGGUACAUAUUGGAUUGUUUAUUGUAUUAAGUAGAGAAUAAUGUUUGCGUACUGAACCGGCAAUGGAUGCGCUAACGUGGUUAUCACUCGGCCUUCAAUUCGCGGCGCUAUGCUCCAUAGUGGGGGCUCUGCUGCUGUACCUGUUGAGGAAGGUCAGGGUCGCUGAGGUGCUGCCCAUCGAGAGCGCCAAGACCGUACUCGUCACGUCUGUAGAUACGGCGCUCGGAUUACAAGUCGCCACGUACUUAAGCAGUCGCGGCUGGCGGGUCAUCGCAGGGUGCAGGACGGGAGGCCUCGGCGCCAGGCUGGCAGACUCCUGGCUGCAGGCCCACAUCGCCACCACGCCCGAAGACCAGCCUAAACCAAGGCUCGUCACCCUCGAGCUGGACGUGGCUAGAGAAGACUUACUGGAGGAAGCUGCUAGGGCUACAGCACAGCAUUUGCCCGCAGGAGAACAUGGCAUCUGGGCAGUGAUCAACACAGCGGGCAGCAGCGGGCGCGGCGGCUCCACCUGCUGGGAGAGCGCGCUGCGUGGCAACGUGCUGGGCGCGCUACGAGUCGCGCGCACCUUCUCACCGCUGCUCGCUGCAGCAGCCGCCGACCAUCCACAUGCGGGCAGACUGUUUUAUAUCGGAUUAACGUCAGACACAGCUUGCGAAAGUCUAGCGCGUUUAGAAGCUGGUGACACGGGUGAGAACAGCGCGGGCGCAGCGGCAGCGCGGUGGGGGGUGUGGGGCGCGGCGCGGGCCCUGCGCGCCGGCCUGCGCGCGCGCCGCCUGCACGUCGUGCUGCUGCACGCGCCAGACCUCGCCGCCGCUGAAAUAUACGCACCACCCGCACUCUUACAACCGCCCAGCCAACCAGCAAGUCGUCCAGAAACCCCGAGUUCGGAGGUAAGCGCGGCCACCGCGAGCUGCGCAGUCACGAUGCCGGGUGAGGCCGCCGAGUACAGCGCCAAGAUCUUACCCACCAGCGCACUCAAAGUCUUGGAGGACGCCCUCACAACGCCCUCGCCGAAAGACGCCUACUACUUGAAGGUCAAGCAGGACUCCUGGUUUACCAGAAUGCCCUCUUUAAGAGUCGCGCACUGAAGAGACAGUGCCUCACAUUUUGUACGCUGCCUAAAGUAUGUCACAACCAAGUUAUAUUCUGAUAAUCCGCACAGAAUGUUUGAACGUUUGCUUAACUAAAGAAUAUUUUUGAGAUAAGAUUAAAAGUUGUUUGUGUGUGCUUGUUAAAGUAAUAGUUAAGCCUUCGUUAUUUUGUUAAGGAUACAAUCUAUGUAUUGAUGUCAGAGAAUAUUUCUUGUCUUGAUUUUACACGUUCUCACCACGCGGUGAAGGGUCCAAAUCUUUGUCACAUCGAAUAACUAAUUUCUAAUAUUGUUAUUUUUAUGCUUUAAUUGAGUCAGUUUAUAAUUUUAUAUUUUAUAACGUUAAUGAGUCGGCUGAUUUAAUCACAAUUUUAUUCAUUGGUCUGUAAACGUUUACCUAAGUAUAUAAUCGUAGAUAUCUUCUAAGUUUCGACCCGUUAAUCCCAGAUAUAUCGAGUUGUGGGAUGGCGGACGAUGGCGCUACUGCGGUGCUUUACAUAACGAUAUUUCUAAGAGUAAUAUUCCAUGUUUUAUUUUGGGAUAGUGCCUUACCUACACGGUGACUGAAAAUCUUUGAUUGGCAAUGCAAUCUAUCAAGGAUUGUUUGGUUUCUGGGAUUUGUACAUAAGUUUCAAGCUCACGUGCCAAUUUGGAAACUUUCGUGUUAUUGAAAGUGAAAACUGUAUAUUAUACACUAAUCGUAUAGAUCGUUGAAACCAGUGUUAUAAGGGAACUGGUUUCAUAUAUUUCUCUAGUGUUUGUACGAUUUUCUGAAUCGUUUGUUUUUAUGUCGUCACUUGCGUGUUAAGCGAUAUGAGUUAUAAUCAUGUAAAUAAUGUUUGUGUUGUAUAAUAAACAUUUUGUCUAUAAAA
This is a messenger RNA of Trichoplusia ni (cabbage looper), 2437 nucleotides long. RefSeq lists its product as uncharacterized. Bases 535 to 1563 code for a protein of 342 amino acids. NCBI's taxonomy places the organism in Eukaryota, Metazoa, Arthropoda, Insecta, Lepidoptera, Noctuidae. The transcript is spliced from 6 exons. The record is from RefSeq and is a predicted model, not a curated record.